This is a messenger RNA of Sphenostylis stenocarpa, 624 nucleotides long. The record is from the annotation of a GenBank genome assembly. Lineage: Eukaryota; Viridiplantae; Streptophyta; Magnoliopsida; Fabales; Fabaceae.
AUGGAUAUUUCACAGAGAAAGCGAACUUUGCUUAAGGUCAUUGUUCUUGGUGAUAGCGGCGUGGGAAAGACUUCUUUGAUGAAUCAAUACGUUUAUAGAAAAUUUAGCCAGCAGUAUAAAGCCACAAUUGGUGCUGAUUUUGUGACAAAGGAGAUUCAAGUUGAUGACAAACUGGUAACAUUGCAGAUUUGGGAUACAGCAGGGCAAGAAAGGUUUCAUAGUCUUGGGGCUGCAUUUUAUAGAGGGGCAGAUUGUUGUGUGCUGGUGUAUGAUGUAAAUAUACAGAAAACAUUUGAUACACUAAACAAUUGGCAUGAUGAGUUUCUUAAGCAGGCUGAUAUGAACGAUCCUGAAACAUUUCCCUUUGUAUUACUUGGGAACAAGGUUGAUGUAGACGGUGGAAACAGUAGAAGGGUCACUGAGAAAAAAGCUAGAGACUGGUGUGCUUCCAGGGGAAACAUACCAUACUUUGAGACCUCUGCAAAAGAGGGCUACAAUGUUGAUGACGCUUUUCUAUGUGUUGCAAAAAUUGCUCUAGAAAGUGAACACGAUCAAGACAUUUAUUUUCGAGGAAUUUCUGAAGCAGUUUCAGAAGCAGAACAACGAAGUGGUUGUGCAUGCUGA